GGAACCUCGGACGAGCUGCGAGGCGAGGCAGUCAGUCGCUCUCAGCUACGACAUGCAUAACGCAUGAGAGCCAACAAGAUAUCUUUCUCUCCCGUAUUAUUAUUAUAUAUUAUUAUUAUUUCUUUUUUAUCUCUCUUUCUCUCUCGUUCGUGUCCUCGUGUGUACAGUCGCAGUCGUUGUCCCGCGAGCCGAGUUGAGUUGAGUAAAGUUAAGUAGUAAAGUUUUAUAGUUACACUUGAUAGUUUACUUGUACUACGGGUGUUUUACUCCAGUGUAAAAGAUAUUCGUCAAAGAGUUCAAGUCUUUUACUCGUGACUUUCGCGGACUCGCGUCAGCAUUGCCCUCAUAAUUGAUAUUUUUUUUGUCAUCGUCUUGACAGACGAAAAAUUCGUGCGACGGUCGAUUUUUUUUUUUUUACGUCAGAAAAUUUGAAAAUAUAUUUAACGAACGGUGGAUCAAGUGCGCCGAUAAAUUGGGAGUGAAUCCCCAUCAAUAUUUAUUGAUGAGUUGAUAAAUUUGUUCGGGACAAAAUUAAGUGAAUAACUCGACGAAUGUAGGCAUGGGUGAUAGUGCGUGACUUUAACACACGGGACCACAUUUGUCGCUUGAUAACAAGUGAAAAAAAAAAAAAAAUAAAAUAAAAAUUGUUAAAUAAUUGGGUGUUGAAGUGACAUAAAUAAAUAUAUAAAAAAUGCGUAAGAACUCGGAAAGAGAUGUAGUGAAAAUAGUAAAAUCGUGUAAUCCACCGCCGAACAUUGGCAAUGAAUGAAAAUAUAAAUAAAUAAUAUUAAUUAAUAAAUAUAAAAUAGAGAAGGACAAGUUUUAUUGAACAUUAUUUUACUAUUAUAAUAAUAUAAUAAUAGUAAUUGUGCUAACCCUUGGAUUCGGUGAAUCGAAUCGAGUCCCACGGUUGUUGCAACUCUGUAUACCUAGUACCCAGUACCUAGACCCUUAAAACCCAAUCUCGGCAAGUGCUUUAAUCGAUCAAUUGGAUUGCCGACAGGUUGGCAUACACAUACACAUAUAUAAUAUUACUUCUUGAGAGUGUGUUGUAAUAACAAUAAUAAUAAUAAAGAAAGAGGCAGUAAGGGUCUCAGUUGUUGAGGUGAAAUUUGAUAAGCCGAAAAGUGGUAUCCUGCUACAAUCUAGUGGGUGCUACUCGGACUUGUAAACAAUUACGAGGGCGGACAGUCUUCGCGUUGACUGGGCAGGGAGUAGAUGGCAGCUACCACGUACAUGCCGAUUAGUAGCGCAGUAUCGGCCGACCUGGACGGUGGUUCAGGUACAGCUCUCGGGAUGAAUAUUGCUGUAAGUGGGUACUCAUCGGGUUCGCCUCGCAGCGCUGCCGAUGCCGGAGAAAUGAAAUAUUUAUCGGCGGCGCAGCACCAUCAUCACCAUCACCACCAUCACCAAGUGUCGUCGUCGCCGUCGCCAAACGGAUUGUCGCAUCCGGCGAGCUUGUCAUCGGCAAAUCCAUGGGUCAGUUUGCAACCAGGAAACGACCCUUGGGCGGCAUCCAUGGGGAUGCACCAUACAACUCACCAUCCUCAUCACCAUCCGCACCAGGGUAACUCGAGUUUAGAUGUAAAACCUCUCACCGCCGCGGCGACGGCCACGGACUCCGUCCAGGGUAUGCAUCAUCGGGGUCCACAUCAGUCACCCGGCAUGGGAUCACCACACUCUUGGCACGCACCAGUUGUUCCGUCGGCUCAUUAUAAUCCGAGCGGUGGUGCAGCAUCACCGACUACCCUGCAGCAGUAUCAUGCUGCAAUGAAUGGAAUGCUUCAUCAGCACCCACAUCAGCAUCCACACCAGCUCCAUAACCACCAAACGGGACUGCCACAUCACCUGAGAGAGGCCCAUAAUCACAGUCCACCCUCGGGACAUCCACUUCAUCCGGGACAUCCGCUUGAUCGGGAUCACAGUGCCGGUGAAGAAGACACUCCCACGUCCGAUGACCUCGAGGCGUUUGCCAAGCAAUUCAAGCAGCGACGGAUCAAGCUCGGCUUCACUCAAGCAGACGUUGGUCUUGCGCUCGGUACACUAUACGGCAAUGUGUUUUCCCAAACAACGAUAUGCAGGUUCGAGGCAUUACAACUGAGCUUCAAGAACAUGUGCAAGCUAAAGCCUUUGCUUCAAAAGUGGCUGGAAGAGGCUGAUUCGACGACGGGCUCACCUACGAGUAUCGACAAGAUCGCGGCCCAGGGAAGAAAACGAAAAAAGCGCACGUCAAUUGAGGUGUCAGUAAAGGGUGCCCUCGAGCAGCACUUUCACAAACAGCCUAAGCCAUCAGCUCAGGAGAUAACUUCUCUGGCAGACAGUUUGCAGCUGGAAAAAGAAGUUGUGAGGGUGUGGUUCUGCAACCGUCGGCAAAAGGAAAAGAGGAUGACACCUCCAAACACGCUGGGCGACGGUAUGAUGGAGGGUAUGCCACCAGGACACCAAGGCCAGGGUGGUCUUCACCAGGGUUACCAUCCGCAGGAUCAUCUUCACGGCUCGCCGAUGGGUCACAGCCAUAGCCCACCAAUGUUGAGCCCUCAGGGUCUCACGGCACACUCGCUUGCGGCCCACUAGCGUUCGCCAGGGCCUCCCCCGCUGGGCCUCGCUAUAACCAGCUCGCAGUCGAACCCAACCAGCCCUGAAGGGUUACCACCCUUCUAUCAUCACUACCUCCAGGCGCGAACCACCGGAUAUGGUGCUUCGUAGCUGCAGUGGCAGCCGCAACAUCACUACCAGCCACAUCACCAUCAUCGUCAGUUGGUCCGCGGUAUGCAAGUGCCAACUGCUGCUGCUGCUAUUGACGACGACGAUGACAACGAUCAGCUGCCAUCGGAAGAGGAAUUUAUUGCGUUCGAUUAUGUGAGACGGAGCGAGGUCUCGUCGGAGCACCGGGGAGGCCGUCGGCCGUACGUCCAGCUCGAUCAAUUCGCGCUGCGACAAUACGAAUUACCGCGAGUUUAAUUUUUGUUAAUAAAAAAAUAAUAUAUAUGAACUCUUUUUAUUAAAUUCGCGGCAACGAAAUACUUAUAAUAAUUAAAUUUAAAACAUGAAUUAAAUAAAUAUAAAUCAAUGUACAUUGUGUCUCGCCGAAGAAGAGGACGUUUAUUAAUACAAUUAUUAAGUUAAGGACUGCCAGAAACUAAUGACAGUUUUAAGGACAAUCUAUUGUAACAAAUAAUAUAUAUAUAUAAAUAUAAUUAUUAUUAUUAUUAUUAAUAUUAUUAUUAUAAUUACGGACCUCACUCUUCGUCGUACCGACGUUGUUGUUAUUAAAUUGUUGUUUGUUUGUUCUGUGACGUGUGUCUCUCUCGACCAAGUGGCGUUCGCGUAGUGACUCGCCGUCGGGCAGUAACGCAUUGGUUACGUCAAGACACCCUAUUAUCAUCAUCAUAAACGUAGUAAUAACUUAAAUUUAAAAAGAGAAAAAAAUUUUUCACGGUUAAAUUGUAUUGCUAAAAAAAGUGUCGUAUUAAAUAUGUCCGUAAGCCCUUUGUUGUUCGUACUCAUAUCCGGGUGUGUUGUCCAAACCACUAAUAGUUUAUUAAAACUCAUUAAACAUCUCUCGCGCAGGGAUCACAUCAUCAAGAGACAAACCGACCGCACAACAUACAUUUUAAUAGUAAUAUAAAUAGUAAUGAUACAACAACAAUAACAACUACUACUACUACUACUACUACUACUACAACUACUUAAUACUACUGCUACCUUCUACUACUACUCACAUACAACCCAACCAGAAAAUAGAGAAGAACGAAAAAUGUAACUUCUUCUUCUUCUUCUUCUACUUCUUCUUCUUCAAGCGUUCCCGAGAACUGGCUCUCGUUCCAGUGAGAGUGAGUACUGCAUACUCAGAACAAAAAAAAAAUAUAAAUACCACCCACCCUACGACGGCAGUUGCUGCGCUUAUAUUUUUAUUUUUUUUUUAUUUUACAAAUUGCAAAGUAAAUUAUUUUUCCGCAAUUAAAACCGCGACGCGUUAUUUUUUAAACUAUAAUUUUUGUGAGGACACACACCGAGAUUAAAUUUUGAAAACGGUCAUAUAUAUAUUUGUAUUUAUCAUAGAUGUUAAAUUAGUUAAAUUGAUGGCUAUACGUGGUAAAAAGUUAAAAAAAAUUGAUCUAAGCGUAAACGCACCGAUGAGAGAGGGACGAACGCAUACAGGCAAACUUUACUAUUACCUAUACAUGUAGGUAUGUAUAUUUAUAUACAUAUGUGCAUGGAUAGGGGAGUGCUUUGCGACCGUGUGGAAUUUGUCGUGUGCAAAUCCACCGGGUGAUGUAACAUACGUAAAUAUGAACUGUAAAUAAUGUAACAGAUAAAUAUCGUAAGUUAAGUAUGUAAGCAUGCUGCGUCGCGCGUCACCGGCGUAAUUAUCCUACGGCCCACCCCCCGAUUUUUUAGAAAAAAAUUCAAAACUAAGCAUUAUUGAUGAGUAUAUAUAUGAUAAAUAUUUUGAAUGAGCGAAAAUUGUAUGUUAAAUUAAUAAUGAACCGGAAAAAUUAAAUUAUCAAUUUGUAUUUUUAUUUUUUGGAGUUAGAUAAUUUUUUAAUCCGCUAAAUUAUUUUUCUGAUAAGUUUUAUUAGUAAGUAUGGAGGUGAGAUUAAUUGGAAAAAUAAAAAAAAACAUUAAUGAGGAAAAAAUAGUACGUGUAAUAAAAGUCUAUUAAUUAAUAAUUUAUAUUAAUUUUAUGAGCGCAUUAAAAAAAGAAAAAAACAACGCAAAAAUUAUUGCCGCGUUUUAUUGUAAAAAAAAAAAUGAAUCAUUCCGAAUAUUAUUUUUAUUAAUUAUUUUUUUUGUUAAUUUGUUUAGUUAAUAAAUUAUUGUAAAACGCUUGUGGCCAGAUGUUAAACGAGUGUAAUUUUAUCAAUUUUAUUAAUUAAAAACUUCUUUUAUUUUAUUCAUUGAAACGGAUCGCAGAAAAAUAAAAAAGUAAUUUGGAAAAUGUAUAUAUAUAUUUAUACAUUUAUAUAUGGUUUUAAUUGUUUGGGGAUGGGCUGUCGCGAAGAUUUUUCAUUACAAAGGUAUUUAAUAAAUGUAAACAAGCAAACAGAAUUCGAUAAUGUGUGUUUAAAUAUAUAUAAUAAUACAAUAAUGGUAAUUAAUAAUAAACCCGGUAUAUAAACGCGCUCGCUGUGCAACUGGCCCCGAGAAUGAAACAAAGCGUAUUAUCAUCGUCAUAUAUAUAUAUAUAUAUAUAUUUAUUAUAUACUUUUGUGUAAUACUAGUAUUACUUGCAUUGUUCCUACAUAUUCUAAGUCUUGGGUUUUUUAUUAUUAUUAUUAUUAUUAUUUUAUUAUUAUUAUUAUUAUGAUUAUGGUUAUUAUUACUUCUAAUAUAUAUAUACAUAUAUUAUCUUCUAAUAUAUGCAUAUAUAUACGCUUGCAGUGGAUUUAUCUCAACAUAAGUAAAAUUUUGUUCUGAUGUUAAUACUAGGAUCUAAAAUACCCAAGUGACUAGGUCUUAAAGUGGCCGUAAGGUUUAUUUAAAUGUACGAAGUUUAAAAAAAAAAAAUUAAUACGUAUGCGAUUAGACCAUUUUUCGGAGAGAGAAAGAUUUUUUAACAAAAGAAUUUUUUUAAGCGAAUAUUGUUAAAUUAAAUUUAUUAAAGCAUGUAAAUCGCGUUGACGCGGUACUGUAAUAUUUAAAUUUAUCAAAAAAGAGCGGAUUUAUUUAUAAAAUAAAAAAGAUUAUUGAAAAUCCACUUUUUCAUUUCUCGAGGAUUGGUGACCACAUCGCAAUAAUUGCGCUUUCUGUAUCUUUUUUUAUUCUUUUUUAAGAUAAAUAUAUUUUGUAAUAUAUUUUUUAAGGUGUUUUUUUUUUUGUAUAAAAGUAGAUGUAAUAUUUUACGCAUGGUUUUUUUAUUUAAACGAGAAAAAAAUGAAUCGGAUUUUCUGGUGAUACAUAUGAUAUGUAAAUUAUUUUAAGCUAUUUUUAUUAUUAUACUUAUUAUCUUUAUUAUCACUAUUUUUUAUUAAUUAUAUAAUUAUUAUUAUUAUUAUAAAUAUUAUUAAUUUUAUUGUAAUUAAUCGAUUGUUGUCAUUGUUAUUACCCACCGAUUAUUAUUUUUCUCGUAAGCGCGUGUGUAAAAUUUGUUGAUUUUUAUUUUUAUUAAAAUAAAACCGACGGAGAGAGAGAUAAAAACAAAUGUUUUGAGAAAAUAUUUGGGUAUUACGUUGAUGAUAAAAUAAAAAAACUGUAAAAUUGUAAUGAAAGCGGAAUUAUUGCGAAGAUAACCGAUCGCUUGGUGCGUUGUUUAAUUAUUGCAUAUUUUGGUUUUUGUUAUUUUAAUAAAUAAAAUAAUUAAAUAGGUAAAUAAAUAAAUGAACGUGUGUACAGCAAAUUGAGAGUAAAGAGAAUUUAAAAUAAUAAAAAAUAUAAAAUUAUAUAACGUUAUGAUUGGAUGGGGAGUGAGGUUAAUUAUAAAGAUAAUAAUUUUUUAAAAUUAAUUAAUUAAUUAAUGAUAAAUAAUUAAACAGCGAAAAUAUAAAUUAGCCAAUAGAACCCGUAUUCUCUUUGUACAUAUUACCUGAAAUCCGUACACGAGUUAAGAAUUACUGUGAGAGACGAGUGCGACGUAUGCGAGUUGACGUAUGUGAGAUAUGUGCAAAAAAGACAGAAAAUGACAAAAGGUCACUUGCGAGAAAUCCAUUCCAAUUCCCCUGUAUAUUAUUAUUAUUAUAUAUUAUUAAAUAUUAUUAUUAUUAAUUAUUAAUUAUUAUUAACGUAAAAUAAUAUUAAAGAUGACAAAAUAAAAUCUGCAGGCGAGUGGUAACACGUUUUGUUAGAAUGGCAGAAAAUUACUACUGAAUUUUAAUUAAUAAACGAGAUGAAAGUAUACAAUAA
This is a messenger RNA of Microplitis demolitor, 6843 nucleotides long. It is a transcript of the gene vvl, whose product is annotated as POU domain protein CF1A. Lineage: Eukaryota; Metazoa; Arthropoda; Insecta; Hymenoptera; Braconidae. The transcript has a single exon. Gene Ontology annotation, biological process: regulation of transcription by RNA polymerase II; brain development. The record is from RefSeq and is a predicted model, not a curated record. Gene Ontology annotation, cellular component: nucleus. The coding region runs from base 1219 to 2574 and encodes 451 amino acids. Gene Ontology annotation, molecular function: RNA polymerase II cis-regulatory region sequence-specific DNA binding; DNA-binding transcription factor activity, RNA polymerase II-specific.